AUGAUACAAUCCAUAGCGGACAACAAGCUUCCGGCUCAGAAAGUCGAAUCCAUACCACCGUCCCCGAGUAUAGAAAACCCUGGGCAGGUAUAUCCAAAGUCGGAUCCCAUAGCUGCACCAGCUGGGUCCGUGCCAGGUACAGGUUCGGCUCAAGACCCCAGCUUUAUCAUAGGAAACCCCUAUUGUCUUGAACGUGCUUUGGAGAAGCUGGACGGUUCGAUUGGAGAGGUGAUUAAUAUCAUUGAUGAGGAGAUGUCAUCCCAAGGCGCCUCCAGCCGAGAGGUACAAAUGAAAGAGAAGUUGAAGGGGUGGAGGGAUGAUAUUGCGAAUCUACGGGCAGGGGGAGGCAAAGGACUCCAAAGUUCAAUUAUCAGUGGUGCGGCAGCCGAGGAAGGUGGGUUGUUCGUCGACUGA
This is a messenger RNA of Suillus clintonianus, 414 nucleotides long. RefSeq lists its product as uncharacterized. Lineage: Eukaryota; Fungi; Basidiomycota; Agaricomycetes; Boletales; Suillaceae. The transcript is spliced from 3 exons. The record is from RefSeq and is a predicted model, not a curated record. The coding region runs from base 1 to 414 and encodes 137 amino acids.